Messenger RNA from Lucilia cuprina (Australian sheep blowfly), 850 nucleotides. It is a transcript of the gene mRpL24, whose product is annotated as probable 39S ribosomal protein L24, mitochondrial. Gene Ontology annotation, biological process: translation. NCBI's taxonomy places the organism in Eukaryota, Metazoa, Arthropoda, Insecta, Diptera, Calliphoridae. Gene Ontology annotation, molecular function: RNA binding; structural constituent of ribosome. The record is from RefSeq and is a predicted model, not a curated record. Bases 91 to 837 code for a protein of 248 amino acids. The transcript is spliced from 5 exons. Gene Ontology annotation, cellular component: mitochondrion; ribosome.
ACUAAAAAGUUUCGUAAGUUCUGGCUUCUGGGGACACACACGAGUUUUUUGUUUAAUUUUAUAGAAAAAUAUUAAAUUUAUAAAAGAAAAAUGCGUAUAACUCAGUUUUUAAGAUCGAAAGUAAAGAAUUUCUCAAACUUCCCCAAGGAAUACAUUGAGAGGAGUAAGAAACAGGUCUACUAUGAUACUCCCAAAGGUGUGCCACAAUAUUUAAAUCGCACAGUGGAGCGCAAACGUUUUCGUUACACAAUGAAUCGUCCUUGGACCGGACAAUUCCGUCAACAAAACAUGCCGGGUACCAUGCGUAAAAAGGUGUUUGUAACACCCAUCGAGGAAUGGGGUUUCUUCCGCGGUGAUCGUAUUGAAGUUCUAGUGGGCAAAGAUAAGGGCAAGCAGGGAUAUGUUACACAAGUUAUACCCGAACGUAAUUGGGUGGUAGUUGAAGGUUUAAAUUGGCACUAUCGUACUGUGGGCGGUGAAGAUGACUUCCCUGGCGUGCUAAUUAAAUCAGAAGCCCCCUUGGAUGUUACUAAAGAUUUACGUCUAAUUGAUCCUUCGGAUUUGCAAGGCUGUGAUUUUGAAUGGCGUUUUACGGAGGAUGGUGAAAAAGUGCGUGUUUCAGUACGCACUGGACGUAUUAUUCCCAUUCCAGAAUCUAACAAUCAAACACAUGAUUAUAAGACAAAAGCGGCCUAUAUUGAAAGAGAAAAGGAUACACCAGCCAACGUUGUUGAAGAAAUCACCUUCCAACCCAAAUUAAGUACCUUCGAAAUGGACAUAAUGGAAGAAAUGGGCAUACAAGAAGAUCGCAUACCUAAAAAAUCAUACUGGUAUUAAAUAGUCAAAAUUU